Messenger RNA from Alternaria arborescens, 819 nucleotides. RefSeq lists its product as hypothetical. The coding region runs from base 1 to 819 and encodes 272 amino acids. The record is from RefSeq and is a predicted model, not a curated record. Gene Ontology annotation, molecular function: hydrolase activity. NCBI's taxonomy places the organism in Eukaryota, Fungi, Ascomycota, Dothideomycetes, Pleosporales, Pleosporaceae. The transcript has a single exon.
AUGGUAUCUUCAGUCCGCUUUCUCACGACUUCCGACACCCAUGGAGCAUGGCCUUAUCCAUCAUCCAACCCGGCGCCAAAAGUCGACGUUCUCUUACACUGCGGUGACCUAACACAAGUCGGCAGUCUUCCUAGCUUCAAACGCGCCAUAGAAGAUAUCGAAUCGGUCGAUGCAGAACUGAAACUCGUCAUCGCUGGGAACCACGAUCUUGAGCUUGACGAGAGCUGGGUACGUGAGAACAUGCCGGAAGACAUGGCCGAUCAUGUAGAAUGCGUCACAUUCAUGAAGGAGCAGGAGAUUGACGGGAUUCACUACCUCGACGAAGGCACACACACAUUCAUCCUCAAAGAUGGACGACGAUUCAGCGUAUAUGCAAGCCCCUACACACCCGAGUUUAACGGAUACGCUUUCGCAUACGGUAAAGAAGAGGAUAGGUUCAAUACUGGUGCGAACUUCGCAGCCGCUGGGGUCGAUGUUGUCAUGACACAUGGUCCUCCGCUCUUUCCAGUAAAUCCAGGGUAUGACCUCGAUGUUGGUCACGACGGAACGCAUUGCGGUUGCGAGAAGCUUGCAAACGCGGUGCAGAGAGUCAAGCCGAGGCUGCAUUGUUUUGGACAUCUCCAUGAAGGUCGGGGCGCCAUGCGUGUUGGCUGGACUGACAAUGAACAAAGUCAAACCAAGGUUCCAUCGCUGAAGAGGAUACAGGAUGAAGGAGCGAUUAUCACGGUUGAGAAAGAUUCGGCGGGAAGUGAGUCGCUUCUUGUGAACGCAGCUAUGCAUGGACCUGGAAGAGGCUGGCUAGUGGAUCUCAUGUUGUGA